Messenger RNA from Prorocentrum cordatum, 3022 nucleotides. Lineage: Eukaryota; Dinophyceae; Prorocentrales; Prorocentraceae. The record is from the annotation of a GenBank genome assembly.
GUCUGUGUGUCUGUGUGUCUGUGUGUCUGUGCGUCUGUGUGUCAGUGUGCGAGUGCCCCCCGCCCCUUCCCAGCUCUAGAUAAUGCCAGCCGCGGCUGGGCUGACCGCCUCUUCCGACAACGGGCGUGAGUGAAAAGCGCACCUGCCGCGAGCCAUUGCCCUGCAAGCCUUCUGUCGAAGCUGCUCUACAGGCCCCGGCUUGGCGCUUCGAAAACCCAUUUGCCCAGGAGUCGUUCUGCCUUGGAAGAGUGCUUUUUCGCCGAUUUCAGCUCCAGCUCGCCAGUAUCUUGAAGACCCCCUCCCUCUCUUUCGCGCUUUUCAAAGCAGUUUCUUCGGGCAAGAUGGCCAUCCCGAAUUUCUUCGCCGUGCAGAACCUCUUCCAGGGCGCGGACGUCCACCCCCUCGUCGGGCCGCCGGCGCACUUCCUCCCGCGCAACGUGCGCAAGCUCCCGCGCGGCAAGCAGGCGCAGCGCCUGCAGUUCUGGGGGUCCGCCAUGCUCCUCGAGACGGCCGCGGUCUGCGCCCUCGGGACGCUUGCCAUGCGCCUGAAGGGGCGCGAGGCGGGACGCCGCGGCGCCUACAACCGAGUGGGCGCCGAGGAGGGCGGCGGUGAGGCCGCGGCGGGCGGCGAGGGCGGCGGCGCGGAGGUCGACGGCGGCAGCGCGGAGGUGGCUCCCCCGGGCAAGUACCAGAAGCGGUGGGGCAAUUUUUAUCAUCAUUCGUCCGGCGAAAUUCUGUGCGACACGUAUGAGCUCGAGAUCGCGCAGAAGUCCUCGGCGGCGCAGUACCUCCUCUGGCGCCUGCGGAGCCGGCCGGAGGACCCGGCUACGCCAUGGAAUCAGAUGAAAGGCUACGAGGAGCAGGCCAGCAGGGCGGGCCGCGUGCACCACCUGCUGUGGAGAGUGAAGAAUUCGCCGGCGCUCCGGAUGCAGGUCGCCACCGGGGCGACCUUCCUACUCUACUUCGCCCUGAGCACCAGCCUGGUGCUCUGGUGCUCGAAUGCGGGCCUCCUCUCGGCGAAGACGGGGCUGCCAUGGGAGGGCUACUUCACCAUGCUCUCGCUGGGCAACCUCUGGUGCCUGCUGCAGGCGCUUUGCCUCGAGCCCGGGAAGUUCGCCCCGUCCGCCUUCACCAUGGCGAUGGUGGCCGGGUUGGCACCCUUCCUCUCGGAUGCCUUUGACACUUUCAAGGACAUCCAACUCGGAGGGCUCUGCCUUCAGGCGGAACACCGCAUCGUGAGGCUGGUGGGGGUGGCAAGCAUCGCAUACGUAGCGGUGCUGAACUUCCGGAUCCUCCAAGACACGGUGGGCGCAGCAGAGCUCGCGGAUACCUACCUUAGCGUCACAUUUGCCUCGGUUGAGCACGAGGCGGCAGCUGCGGGCCUCCACGCUUUCCCCGAGUACCCGGGAAAGGCCGUCCAGCUCCUCUACAAACAGACAACCAAGGAGAAGCAGCGCUCCCUCCUCUUCGAGAGCCUGCCCCAAGGCGCCGCCGCCGUCGUCUUCAUGAUCUUCGAGGGCGGAAGCCAGUUGGUCCUUGCCUCGGCUGUGCUCAUGCCGCUGCUGCAGCUGCUCUUCGCCUGGAGUGCGCGCCACUGCCUCAGCAAGAAGGUGCUGCCGUGGAUCGUGGAGGAGCUGUUCUUCGCCGCGAGCAAGGGGAACGCCAACAAGGUGCAGCGCUUCUUGAAGCCCCUUAUGGAGGAGGGCGGAUGGCUCCUCGCCUUCGCGUUGAAGGACCAUGGCCUCCGAGACCCGACGAAGUGCCGUGUGCUGGCGACCAGAAAUAGCUUUCCCCUGCUCUACGCCGCCAUUCUUCUCAUCGACGACAACGCCGAAGACCUGCGCCUGAGCAAAUUCAGCUGUGGGAGGCCACUUGGGGAGCACGGCUUCGUCUACUUCCUCGACGUUCUGAGGGGCCACGCAGGGCGCCUGGAGUCCCUUUGGCUGGAUGGGAACAAUCUGGGCGAUGACGACGCCAAGGGCUUGGCGGAGGCCUUGAAGGCCAACCCCACGUUGCAGAGGAUCGACCUGAGCGACAACCAUAUCGGCGCCGAGGGCGCCAAGGCCUUGGCGGAGGCCUUGAAGGCCAACCCCACGUUGCGGGGGAUCAACCUGAGCGACAACCAUAUCGGCGCCGAGGGCGCCAAGGCCUUGGCGGAGGCCUUGAAGGCCAACACCGCGUUGGAAGAGAUCCACCUGUGGAACAACCAUAUCGGCGCCGAGGGUGCCAAUGCCUUGGCGGAGGCCUUCAAGGCCAACCCCGCGUUGCAGAGGAUCGACCUGCGACGCAACAGUAUCCCUUUCGAAGAUGUCGAGGCCUUCGAGCGAGAUGGCGUACUGUUGUAGGGGAAUUCAGCCAAAGAGGGCAAUUCAGCCUAUUUUAGCAGCCACGGGUUUGCCAGCCUUCGCCUGGCAUCUGAUACUGGCCACUCAGUGUCUCAGCAUGUCUCCGGGCGCUUGGGCGAGGAGACACCACUGAAAUGGGGCUCGGGCGCGGCGUACCUGCUACACAAGCAUGUGGCGGACUCGCAGCACGAUGCUUGCCCAGGGGGACCUCCAAGAGGACCGCGGGAAGCAAACAUAUGGUCUCGUUCAGGCAAUCUUUUUUUGUUGGCCGGAUUCGUUCCUGAAGUGAACGAUUUCAAAAAGAUCCAGGUCCUUGAGGUUGUCAAAUACUUAGGUAUUUAGAUCGGCCGUGGGGCCGAGAUGACUGCAUGGAGCGAGGCCGCCCCCAAGAUUCGCCGACGAGUCGGGAUCACUCGACAGCUGGGCCUCGGUCUCGCACGCUCAGUGCUGGCCUCCAAAGUCAUGUGUGUACCCAUCUUGUCCUUCACUCUUCAAAUUCAUCCUGUUUCCCCUGCUCUUAUCCACAUGUAUAGGGAGGCGGUCAUGUAUUUCACGGCUGGUCCACGUAACUCGCUGUCAUACGUCCUAUGCGCGCAGUUGGCCAGCUUCCAUCUUCCUGUGGAGUUUCCCGACCUUCAGACCCUCGCUCGUGCUACUUGCCUUCGCUAUAUUAUCCG